GUCGCAACACCAAAGAUUUUGGUCGCAUUCUGCACUCAGUGAAGGAAUACACGAUCUUCAAUGUCCAAGGGUAUUCUUACUUCGCUUUAGGCAACUUCUAACCACAAAUUAUAGCCAUGAUGGCCGAUCGGAAGGGGAAAUCGCGAGGUAAAAAACCCAAGCCUGAAAACCCAAUAUCCGCAGCCACCAGAGCCUGGCUCAUCUCACUAUCCCCACAAACUCAACCAUGGCAAAGCCAAGAUGAGCUCGAGACGCUCCUUAUCCAGCACACGCCCAAAAGAUUCACAGUCUAUGAGCCCAUGCUGUUACUCCCCAGCGGAAGUUUCAACAAGGGCUCAUGGCCAACCAUCCUCAACCACCAAGACAUUAGCGAGGAUGAGAUCCAUCGCCUGUGGGAGGCAAUCCUGAAAGACGUCUCCAAGACCGGCUCAACAACCCUGACGCAUCUCGCCGUCAAUGAAGGGAUCCCCCUACAAACAGACACAGAUUCUGAGAGCCUAGCUGUGGAAAAGAGCGAGAACAUCCUGCGAACACCAAGCGGGCUCAAGAUUCUCCAUGGCGACUUUGGCCCCUCCAACAACCCCGCCAACCCCACGCCUCAAGAUUUUGAGGGAGCUUUCUGGGUGUCGACUAAGCAAAACGGCAUACAUCAAACAUGGGCUCCUCGAUGGACCAUGUUCAGCCGGGGUAACAUCAAAGAGAAGACGCGCCUCCUCGACUUUCACAGCCAAGCCGGUCCAGAUACCACGUUUCCUCGCCGUCAAGUGCCGGCAUCUGCUCUCAAGAGCUAUUGGGCGGUGGACAUGUACGCAGGCAUCGGCUACUUCACCUUCUCCUACGCAAAGCUUGGACUGAGGGUUCUCUGCUGGGAACUCAACCCGUGGAGCGUCGAAGCGCUCCGCCGCGGUGCCGUUGCUAACGGCUGGCGAGUCAAAGUCAUACAAGGAGAAGACCUGAAUUUACCAGCCGCACAACUCUUCACAGGCGAUGAGCAAAUCACAAUCUUCCUCCAGGAUAACCAGCAAGCCGGGCCCAGGAUAGCAGACAUGCGAGGCUUGGGCACGGAAGUCGACAUCCUACAUGUCAACGGCGGCCUUCUCCCCACCAGCGAGCCUACGUGGCGACCGGCCUGGGACAUCACCGCGCCGUGCGAGAACGACUGCUGGCUCCAUCUUCACGAGAACGUCGGCGUCUACGAGAUUGAACCGCGGCGCGCACAGAUCCAACGCCUUUACGACGGUUGGGCGGAAACGGCAAACGGCGGCGGGCGAGCCGCGACGGUCGAGCAUGUCGAAUUAGUCAAGACGUACGCGCCCGAUGUAUGGCACUGCGUCUUUGAUGUACAUAUUACAAGAUCUAGUAGUGUUACAUGA
Molecule: messenger RNA, 1373 nt
Organism: Colletotrichum scovillei
Lineage: Eukaryota; Fungi; Ascomycota; Sordariomycetes; Glomerellales; Glomerellaceae
Product: tRNA wybutosine-synthesizing protein
Exons: 1
Coding region: 117-1373 (418 amino acids)
Biological process (GO): tRNA methylation; wybutosine biosynthetic process
Cellular component (GO): cytoplasm
Molecular function (GO): S-adenosylmethionine-dependent methyltransferase activity; tRNA methyltransferase activity
Source: RefSeq, a predicted model, not a curated record